AUGGGUCUCAAGUCAGUCUACAACAUGUAUGGGCGGGGUAAGCCCCUGCGCAUCGCCAUUUCUUUUGCCUGCCAACUUGCUUUUGUCCUCUUCGGUUACGACCAAGGUGUCUUCUCCGGCAUCGUUGGCAACCAGGAUUUCCUUGACCAGUUCAACCACCCCAACGCAGGACUCGAGGGCAUCAUUGUCUCCAUCUACAACCUUGGAUGCUUCUCUGGCUGCAUCCUUACAUUCAUCAUCUGCGAACGUCUUGGUCGCCGCAAAAGCAUGUGGGUCGCCAUGGUCUUCAUUCUGGUCGGUGCCGUCCUACAGACGUCAGCCACAACCGUGCCACAUCUGAUGGUCGGUCGAUACAUUACUGGUAUUGGCACCGGAAUCGAAACGUCUACUGUUCCGGCAUACCAGUCCGAGCUAUGCGAGGCCAACAUGCGUGGCCGCCUCGUCGCCUCCGAGCCCCUGUUCGUCGGCGUUGGUAUUGAAAUCGCCUACUGGUUUGACUAUGGCAUGAGCUUCACCAGUGGCUCCAUUGCCUGGCGCCUGCCCAUUGCCUGCCAAAUGAUCUUCGCUGUCAUUGUGAUUAUACUCGUGUUCGGUCUUCCUGAAUCUCCGCGUUACCUCUACGCCCAUGGCCGCAACGAGGAAGCCCUCCAAGUCCUGUGUGAUGUGUACGACACACAACCGGACGACCCCAAGAUUCAGAAAGAGCAAAACGAUGUCCUCGAGGCUCUCGCCCUGGAGCGUGAGCACGGCGAAUACAAGUGGAGCGAGCUUUUCAAGCGCGACGAAGUCCAGACAGGUCGUCGUGUGCUCCUUGCGUACGGCAUGCAGUUCAUGAACCAGAUGGGAGGUAUCAAUCUGGUCGUCUACUACGUGACGACUGUUCUCGAGGACAACGUCGGUCUCGACCGCAACCUCUCGCUCAUUCUGGGUGGCUGCAUCAACUUCAUGUUCGUCGUCGGUUCACUGUUCCCCACCUUCCUCCUCGACCGCGUUGGCCGCCGCAAUCCAAUGAUUUGGGGUGCUCUUGGCCUUGCCAUCUCGAUGAUGAUGAUUUCCAUCCUCCUCAGCUUCCAACAUCUCGGUGGCGCCAUUGCAAAGUCAACCAGCACUGCCGCCGUUGCCUUCUUCUUCACCUACAUGCUGGUGUUUGGCGGGACGCAAAACGUGGUGCCAUGGGUAUACGUUCCGGAGAUUCUGCCCCUCCAUGUCCGCGCAAAGGGCACAGCUGUCGGAAUCUCCGCCAACUGGCUCUGGAACUUCUUCGUCGUUAUGAUCACCCCUACGCUCAUUGAGAGCCUCAAGUGGAAGGCCUACCUGCUCUUCAUGGCGACCAAUUUUGCGUUCAUGCCGCUUGUCUACUUCUGUUACCCAGAGACCAACUGUCUCACGCUCGAAGAGGUAGACUGGUUCUUCCUCGAACCCGGUGCGGUCAAGCGCUCCCUACGCGUGGCGAAACACGGUUGGGACAUCGAAGGCCGUCCUCCCGUGCACGCAUUCGAGGGUGGGACUCUUUCGACACCCGAGAAGCCGCUCGCUGCUGUGACCCACGACGAGAAGAGCUGA
Molecule: messenger RNA, 1563 nt
Organism: Apiotrichum porosum
Lineage: Eukaryota; Fungi; Basidiomycota; Tremellomycetes; Trichosporonales; Trichosporonaceae
Exons: 5
Coding region: 1-1563 (520 amino acids)
Biological process (GO): carbohydrate transport; transmembrane transport
Cellular component (GO): membrane
Molecular function (GO): carbohydrate:proton symporter activity
Source: RefSeq, a predicted model, not a curated record